Molecule: messenger RNA, 3267 nt
Organism: Brugia malayi
Lineage: Eukaryota; Metazoa; Nematoda; Chromadorea; Rhabditida; Onchocercidae
Gene: Bma-mig-39
Product: hAT family dimerization domain containing protein
Exons: 18
Coding region: 1-3267 (1088 amino acids)
Molecular function (GO): protein dimerization activity
Source: RefSeq, a predicted model, not a curated record
AUGAGUAUCGUUGUCCAAGGAGAAGCUCCUGAGCCUAAAAAAUUUCGAUCAUCUCUACCUACUCAAGUAAUUGUGGAAAAGCCAACCUUUACAUACCAAAAUAGUGGCAGUCCUCUGGAUGAUGCAGCAAAUGGAGGUCAAUCACCUGCAGGUCCAUCAUCGGCCCGUUCAUCCAGUUCUACAUCUUUCAUGAAAGAGGAACGGGAACGAGAUGAUUUGUGCGCAAAUGCUAAUAGUAGCAGCAAUAGCAACAGUCUGAUGUAUCCAAGAAGUGGUCAAAGUCUCGUAGAUGCAUUUUCCACAGCAAUGAUCUUUCAAGCUACCAAUGCAUACAUGAAACAAAUGCAACCUACGAAUCAAAAAGGCCGCGGCAAAUCAGCUACUCCAAGUGUGCCACCAGGACCACCAAUUCCGGGUGCCAUAGCUGCAGCAUCAUCGCCAGCUGCCGCUCUGUUCAGUGAAGAUGACUGGUCUUGGCAUCGUAAUCCAGCUGCAGCUAUCCGAAGCGGUGGAACCAAUAAGCAGACUCCGGUUUGGAAGUUCUUUGUUUAUAACAAGGCUGAAAACCUGAGCAGAUGUAUUGUUGGUAAUUGUACGUAUGUAUUGAAAGGACCGCACACCAGUACACUUGCUUGUCAUCUUAAGAAACAUCCACCCCAAUAUGUGGAAUACCAAAAGUUAAAGGCUAUCUACUCACGUGACCGUCUAAAUAACAUUAGCAGUAAUUCUUCUCAGAUGUCAGUUUCUCCUGCUCCUGCGUCUUCCGGAUCAGGCAACGUUGCACAGCUAAACAGUUGUAGCAGCCGUGUGAGAACAGCUGGAAAUAGCUGCAACAGUGGUAGCAAUAAUAUUUUGAAAAGUCAUGGUCAUGAUGGUUGUUCGUCAGGAAAUUCACUCAAUUCUAUAAGACAACAUACACCUGUCUCAAAUAUUGUUGCUAAUUCCGGAAAGCAAUCCGCUCAUAAUGUUAGUAGUAUUCUGGAUGUUUUAAAUGCAAGGGCGAGUGUGGCAGCUUUAGCUAGUGGAAAUGGUCAUUUGUUACAAAAUCCAAUUGCUGCCAUUUUCAAUAACUCAGAACAUGAUAAUGGUAACAACUGUGGUGGUAUUAGCAACACACGAAGUGCAUCCGGAAAUUCACCACCAAUCAAAAGCAAUAGUUCAUUGGCAGAUGUGUUGACUGCAAAUUUAUUAAUGGCUGCUAGCAGUAGUGCGACAAGUGGUGCAAUAGCGAUCGGUCGAAAAUGGAAUCGUGAAGAUCGAAAGCAGAAAGAGAUGGAAGUUAAAUUGGCACUAAUGCUUUCUGCCAGUCAGCUACCAUUAAACAUCAUCGAAAAUUCAUUUUUUCGUGAAUUCAUGGAAUAUGUUCAACCACGUUUUUCGAUGCCGCAUGACAUUAACUAUAUAGAGGAAAUAAUCAAUACAGAGCAUACAAGAACGGUUAUCAAUUUAAAAAAUCAACUAGCCACUGCAAAAAAAGUUGCUGUCAUGAUUGAUGUAUUGAAAUUAAAUACAUCAGCAUCCUCUGCUGCACUUCCUACAAGUGUUGAUGAUAAGGAAGAAUCGAAGGACUUGGAGUCGAAAGAUUCAACAUCCAUUAACUCAGACAGUGGUUUCGAAGUGUCUGAUGAGAAUCAAUCUGGCACGGAAUCGCCGAAAUCAUCUGCUACGCGAAUGGAGGAAAUGCGACCACUGAUUCGACUUUGUGUAUCUGUAGCCUUCCACAGUCCAUUAGCACAACGAGUAGAAGUUGCAUUACUUGGUGUUCGACCACUUGCUGAUCAACUAAAUGUCGCAGAUGCUAUCAAAUCUACAGUUGAGCAGAUUCUCUCAGAUUUUGAUGUCUCAAGUGACAAAGUAUCGCGCCAUCUCUGUAAUGAUGUAUGUGAAUUAGUUGGAAUUAGUGUUUCUCCAGAAGAUAUCUUCCCUCGGAUGCUGGAGCCAUACAAUCAAAAGUUGACCCAGUCUUUGUUGAAUGUAAUAGAUGCAAAUGAAGGAAUUGAAGAACUAAAGAAAAGCUUCUAUAGCAUGAUUUUGAAUUUCGUCACAAGACCAAAUGCUAUGCAGUUGUUGCAGCAGACUGUCGGACACCCAGUAUCAAUACCCAUUGCUGAUUCGUUUCUUGUUCUCAUUGAUGCCAUUCUCGAACUGAAAGAUGCAUUCCUAUGUGUUUGUGCGCAAGUAUCUUUUGAAUACCCAGUUGAAACAAUCAGCGAAUCCCAGUGGCAAGUUCUGGAAAAUGUCUCAAAGCUAUUGCGGCUCUUUCACACUCAUAUGAAAGUAAUACAGGAUGGCGUUUAUGCAACAAUUGAUGGUGUUGUUCCGUCACUGAUGCAGUUGCAACUUUCCCUUGAGAAAGAUUUUACUGUACUUGGAGAUUUAGCGACUCAGUUGAAAACGGAUUUACAGAAGCGUACGGCAUCAAUAUUAGAUAUUACUGCUCCUGAUUUUGAUGGAACAUUCAUUCAAGCAACAGCUUUGAAUCCACAUUUAGCUCUACUAUUGGAUGACGAGCAAUUAUCAUAUGCUAGGAAUGCUAUCGAGCAAGAGUUAAACGAACGUAUGAGGGUGGCGGAAGAAAUAGUGGCUCGUCGUACUGCACGGCUAAAUGGUGGCGUUGAUGCACUGCUUGUGACAGUAACAGAUCGUGCAUCUGCUGCCUCGUCGUUGGCAGCAGCUUCUGGAAUGAGUAGCAGCAGUUCAAGAAAUGGCAGUAAGAGUAUCGGUAAUAUUGGAAACAGCGAUAUAUCACUUUCGUGUCAGAAUAUUACAAAAAGUACUUCUCUCUAUCCGGACCUUAUCCAUGCUGCAAAUGAACGCCGAAAAAUGAUGAAGGAAAAGCAACAAGCUGCUGCUAAAAAUCGUUAUGCCGAAGCAAUUGUACAGUCUUAUUUCGAUGAACUUGCUGCUGGGACCAAUCAAACACCGCCAUCAUCACUUGCGAUAGCAACAAGUGCGCUUCCAAUAACAUUAAACAGUCGAAAUUUAGCUCCACUGCAAUACUGGCAGUUCAAUGCCGUUAAAUACGGACUACUAGCCGAGAUAGCUACCGAACUACUGACAAUUCCUUCUUCUACUGUUUCACUGGAGCGAAUUUUUGCAACCUCUUCACUAGAUGGACCGAACGAGAGCAGUACUGAUAUAAAUGGCAAUGGCCUGAGCUGUGUUACCUUUGAUCCGAUCACACUGAUCAAAACAAUCGAUGAACCUGCAAGAAUGGAGCGUGAUGCAAUGCUUCGCUUCAACCGAACAUUAAUACCACGAUUCUAA